This is a messenger RNA of Trifolium pratense (red clover), 1069 nucleotides long. Its product is annotated as 30S ribosomal protein 2, chloroplastic. The coding region runs from base 77 to 772 and encodes 231 amino acids. The transcript is spliced from 4 exons. The record is from RefSeq and is a predicted model, not a curated record. Gene Ontology annotation, molecular function: mRNA binding. Gene Ontology annotation, cellular component: cytosol. Lineage: Eukaryota; Viridiplantae; Streptophyta; Magnoliopsida; Fabales; Fabaceae.
CAACACCAUCAAAGAUAAUGAGAUAAACCUCUAAAACAAUUUGCAGUUACUCUUUCUCUCUGUAUUCACAACAACAAUGGCUUCUCUACUCUCACAAUGCAAUUUCAUUUCCUUAACAACUUACAACAACUUCAAACCCAAAACGACACUCCCUUCUUCCUUAGUAGUUGGAACUUCAACGACACGCCGUUUUAGAAGAUACGUAACGGUUUCUGAACAAGCUACGGCGAAUUCAGCUGCUGUUAGAAAGCUUUAUGUUGGGAACAUUCCUCGUACUGUUAGUAAUGAUGAACUUGCUCAGAUUGUUCAAGAACAUGGUGCUGUUGAGAAAGCUGAGGUUAUGUAUGAUAAAUACUCUGGAAGGAGCCGUCGCUUUGCAUUUGUUACAAUGAAAACUGUUGAGGAUGCAAAUGCAGCAGUUGAGAAACUCAAUGGCACUGAAAUUGGAGGGCGUGAGAUUAAAGUCAAUAUAACCGAAAAGCCUUUAACCACGGGAAGUGUGUCACUCCAGGCUGGGGAGUCUGAAUUUGUUGAUAGUCCCUACAAGGUAUAUGUGGGAAAUCUUGCUAAGAAUGUAACAUCUGAUAGCCUUAAAAGUUUCUUUGAGAAAGGAAAAGCUCUUAGUGCCAAGAUUUCACGGGUUCCUGGGACCACAAAAUCCAGCGGUUUCGGUUUUGUCACAUUUUCAUCAGAUGAGGAUGUAGAAGCUGCUAUCUCAUCUUUCAACGAUGCUUUGUUAGAAGGUAAAAAAAUCCGUGUGAAUAAGGCGUAGAGAAUUUGCAAUGUCGCAGAGCAUGUUUGAUCUUGUGUCCUCUAGCAGGAAAAAGCAUACUUUUGUGAAGCGAAAACAAGAAAAUUGCUCCGUCACUUUUACGGCAUAGAUUCACGAGUAACAUAGUGCUAAGACCUCACUACUUUCUUCAUGAUUAUAUUGCAUCUUUCUUACCUCCUUUGUUAUGUCUAGUGUUGUUAAUGUAUGCAUAUAUUCAAUUCUAUUUUUUUGUAUGAGUUUUAUGAAUGUGCACAUGUGCAUGUUGGGAUUUUUAUGCAAUCCAUUAAUUUUAACCAA